AUGAACAAACAGCGGGUGGUGGUAACGGGUGGGAUUGAUCCGAUGAAAGUGUUGAAAAAACUAAAGAAGAGAACGGGAAAGAGAGUGGAGAUUGUGUCCAAGAAGGAUGAAGAGGCAAAAGAUGAAUCUGAUAAACUUGUCAUAAUGCAUCAGUUUGCGCUUGAAAACGAUUGCUGCAUGAAGGCCACCGAAGCCAUGAUGAUGUUCAGUGAUGAGAAUCCAAAUGCAUGUGCAGAUUGGGACACAUGUGAGGUGAUGCAUUUCGUGGCAUCUCCUUCUAAUAUGCUUAAUUUACGUAUGCAAACUUUUAGCCGCGCUUCCUACCAACGUGAAGAGGUGCAUCAGAUUAGCACCAAACGGAACAAUCACCGCACAUUCAUAGUGCGCUUUGUGAGGCACAUGGCAUGA
Messenger RNA from Sphenostylis stenocarpa, 408 nucleotides. NCBI's taxonomy places the organism in Eukaryota, Viridiplantae, Streptophyta, Magnoliopsida, Fabales, Fabaceae. The record is from the annotation of a GenBank genome assembly.